GUUAUUUGGUUGUUGUAUCAUUGGAUCGCGCACUAGUGCUCUCGAUAGUUGCCCUCGAUCCUCAUGGGGGGCGUAUCGUGGGUGCCACCGCGAUGCACUAACGCGCACUAACACGCACUCGGCUCCUUCCUUGGCCUUAGUUCGAUAAUAUAAAUAAGUGGCAGUCUGCAGGAACUGAUAUCGUGUCUUCCACCCGAUUCCUUCACGCACACAGCUGAAGUAGCGAUGUCUCUCCCAGAUAUGUAUCGUGAAUAUCGCAGCCAGGCUGAUGGCUGGCAGAACUUGAAGCUUCAAUCAACGACUCUCUCGAAGCCCAAGGCUACCGAGGUGACCAUCAAAAUCCAUGCUGUAUCCCUGCAGUUUCGUGACCUGAUGGUCUCCAAAGGAAUCUACCCACAGCAAAAGUUUGACAUUGUUCCUUGCUCUGAUGGUGCAGGGGAAAUUGUUGCACUUGGGCAAGAUGUCAAGGGAUGGAAAGUUGGAGAUCGUGUCUGCCCUAACUUUGCAGUGGAUCACAUUCAUGGCGACGUCACUGAAGACAUCAAAUUAACUGGACUUGGUGGUCACAUCGAUGGCGUGCUUCGGGAGUACAUCAAUGUUCCAGUUCACUCAUUGGUCCGCAUCCCAGAGCAUCUUUCAUAUGAAGAAGGGUCGAGUCUUCCAUGCGCCGCCUUGACAGCUUACAACGCUUGUCUUGGACCCGUCCCGAUCAAAGGCGGAGACUACGUCCUCGUUCUUGGUACUGGUGGUGUAUCGAUCUUUGGCGCCCAAUUUGCCCUCGCUUCUGGUGCGACCGUCAUCGUCACAUCAUCUUCGGAUGAGAAAUUGCAAAUUGCAAAGAAUUUGGGUGUGCAGCACACCAUCAACUACAAGAAGAACGAUAAAUGGGACGAAGAAGUCUUAAAUAUUACCGGCGGUCAUGGGGUUGAUCACAUCAUCGAAGUCGGAGGGCCCAAUACUAUGCUGAAAUGCAUCAAUGCCGUACGCUAUGCCGGGUGGAUUCAUGUCAUCGGCUUCGUAUCUGGGGGCGAUAAUGGCAUUCCUGUGGCCCUUGCCAUCCUGAAAGCAAUCAACUUCCGCGGAAUUUUGAUUGGCUCUGUCAAACUGUUUGAGGACAUGAACCGACUCAUUACAGCGCGUACAAUCCGCCCAAUGAUAGACAAAGUCUUUCCCUUCGAGGAGGCUACUGAGGCCUAUGCAUACCUCGAGAGCCAGAAGCAUGUCGGAAAGGUAGUAAUCAAAUUGGUGUAAUGUGAAAUCAUGCGAGGAUCAAAGGUAGGGAUCGAGAACUCCAAUAUGUAUUAUAGCAUAUGUACAAUAUAUAUGUAGGAUAUGUAACAGUUCAAUAUGCGACUGUCCCUAGACUCA
Suillus clintonianus is the source of this 1368-nucleotide messenger RNA. RefSeq lists its product as uncharacterized. Gene Ontology annotation, molecular function: oxidoreductase activity. The record is from RefSeq and is a predicted model, not a curated record. The transcript is spliced from 12 exons. Bases 226 to 1251 code for a protein of 341 amino acids. Lineage: Eukaryota; Fungi; Basidiomycota; Agaricomycetes; Boletales; Suillaceae.